ACAAUGGCACGAUAAUGAUGAUUAAUUUAUUUGAUUGAAUUCGAUUCUGUCCCUCUAAAACACUUUAAAAGCUAACAUAUAUCGUUGCACUAGUAGCAAAAAGUAGAGGAAGAACAAAGACAUGAGGAAAAGGAAACAGUAAAGACUGCCAAGAGAAGAUAAUGGAAGGAACAUCCAGAAAACUUAGUGUAUUCGAUUUAUCAAAAUCUGAGUCUGGUUUACUACAAAGCAAAGAGCUUUAUCAGUACAUCUUGAACACAAGUGUGUAUCCGAAUGAAGCUGAGGUUCUUAAGGAUCUACGUCAAGCUACUGCUAGCCAUCCAGGACAUUUGAUGCUUAGUGCAGCGGAUGAAGGUCCCUUAAUGUCAUUACUUCUAAAGCUUGUUAACGCAAAAAAGACAAUUGAAAUUGGCGUUUACACGGGAUAUUCACUCCUUGUUACUGCUCUUUCUCUUCCCAAAGAUGGAAAAGUAAUAGCCAUCGAUCCAAACCGAUCAUCUUUCCAGUUAGGGUUACCAUUUUUCAAAAGAGCUGGAGUGGAACAUAAGGUGGAGUUUAUCGAGUCUAUCGCCCUUCCUGUUCUUGAUAAACUACUUGAAGAUCCAAAGAACGAGGGAUCAUUUGAUUAUGCUUUUGUUGAUGCUGACAAAUCGAAUUAUGCAAAUUAUCAUGAGAGAUUACUGAAAUUAGUCAAGGUUGGUGGGAUAAUUCUAUAUGAUAACACACUCUGGUCGGGAACAGUUGCCUGGGAAGAUGAUUCCUCACUCGAUGAAGAUAUGGUACGCCUGAGGACUAUCUUCAUGGACCUAAAUAAGAAAUUGGCAUCUGAUUCUCGAAUUCAAAUUUCUCAACUUCCUGUUGGUGAUGGUCUCACGAUGUGUAUGCGUCUUUGUUAAAAUAUAUUUGUCAUUUAUUGUAAACGAAAUAUUUAUUUUGUGCAUGUAUUGUUCUGUUUAUGAUAGUGCGACAUUUGCAUUUAACUAUGUCAAAAAUAUUAAAGAUUUUUCUCAUAUGCAGCUGAUGCGUUUA
This is a messenger RNA of Papaver somniferum (opium poppy), 1029 nucleotides long. Its product is annotated as probable caffeoyl-CoA O-methyltransferase At4g26220. The transcript has 6 exons. Gene Ontology annotation, molecular function: O-methyltransferase activity; S-adenosylmethionine-dependent methyltransferase activity. Bases 162 to 896 code for a protein of 244 amino acids. The record is from RefSeq and is a predicted model, not a curated record. Lineage: Eukaryota; Viridiplantae; Streptophyta; Magnoliopsida; Ranunculales; Papaveraceae.